This is a messenger RNA of Saccostrea cuccullata (small rock oyster), 1748 nucleotides long. RefSeq names its product ras-related protein Rap1-like. NCBI's taxonomy places the organism in Eukaryota, Metazoa, Mollusca, Bivalvia, Ostreida, Ostreidae. Gene Ontology annotation, cellular component: plasma membrane. The coding region runs from base 124 to 705 and encodes 193 amino acids. The transcript has 8 exons. Gene Ontology annotation, molecular function: GDP binding; GTP binding; GTPase activity. Gene Ontology annotation, biological process: Rap protein signal transduction; cellular response to cAMP; negative regulation of synaptic vesicle exocytosis. The record is from RefSeq and is a predicted model, not a curated record.
AUUUCCGAGGAAUGUUGUGUUUUAAAGAUGCCUGUGAAUGGGCUAAUUGUUUUCAUGUAGAUCUAUGUUUGUGUUUUAUUUUCUUUUGAAUCCCGAUUGACCAGAGUUCAUUUUUACAUAAAUAUGGAUAAUAGGUCCCAGGUAAAGAUGAGGGAGUACAAACUUGUUGUACUAGGCAGUGGUGGUGUCGGUAAAAGUGCCCUGACUGUGCAGUUUGUACAAAACAUAUUUGUAGAAAAAUAUGAUCCAACUAUAGAAGACAGUUAUAGAAAACAAGUGGAGGUGGAUGGACAACAGUGUAUGUUAGAGAUUCUGGACACGGCAGGGACAGAACAAUUCACGGCUAUGAGGGAUUUGUACAUGAAGAACGGACAGGGGUUUCUACUUGUUUAUUCCAUCACGGCCCAGUCCACAUUUAACGAUCUUCAGGAUUUAAGAGAACAGAUAUUACGAGUCAAAGACACAGACGAUGUACCUAUGAUUCUGGUAGGAAAUAAAUGUGACUUAGAAGAUGAGCGGGUUGUAGGAAAGGACCAAGGUCUGGGUUUGUCCCGGCACUUCAACUGUGAAUUCAUGGAGACCUCAGCGAAAAAGAAAGUUAAUGUCAAUGAAAUUUUCUGUGACUUAGUUCGAUUAAUAAACAAAAAGAAUCCAGAGAGACGACCUAAAAACACAAAGUCCAAGUCAAAAUGUGCAAUACUUUAGACCACACUGUAAAUUUGAAGAGAUGAAGAGAAGCAGAAGAAAACAUUUGGAUCCACCCCCCCAUAAAGUGUAACCAUCUGUAUACUGACAAUAUUGAGGAGAGAGAAUCUGGUGAUGAUUAACAAACCACUCCACAGACUUCUACCACAGUUUAUCAUUUUCUGACGGGGGAUUUAUAUUUAUAAUUCUGUAUAUAUUUAUAUAGCUUCUACACAGCUUAGAGAUUUACUGUUUAUAGUAACAAUAACGAGGAGGCGGAGUCUAGUGAUGAUUGACAGCUUUGAAAUUUUAGUUUAAAGUAAAGGACUGGGGUUAUUUGUGCUAGCUUGUACAAUUUUUUGUUGUAUGAAUAUGUCAAUUCUGAAUUGCUGGACACAUUUUUUCUGGUGAUACCCUUCAACUUUUGCAGUAUUUUUGAAAGUCAAUUUAUUUGUUUCACAGUUACAAGAAAAACUUACUGAAAAUAAUUUGAAGAAGAGGUUGGUACGUUUUCUUUCCUGUUAAUAAAUAUUUAAAGGCAGACACUGUAUGGAAGACAGCUUUGUUGCAUUGCAGACUGGGUAAAAUGAGUUGAUAUUAUGUUUAAAGCUUGGUUAGUAGAAAUAGAUUCCCAUUGUCUAUGUUCCUUGAAUUUUGCACUUAAAUCCAAACAAUAAUCCGUUGUCCUGACUGACAAUUUGUAUGAUACAACAGUGUGUUAUAACUGGGCAUAGUAAUCAAGUUAAGUUAUGUAAUCACUAGGACUGCAUUUUUACUCAUGUUCAAAACUCUGUCAUAUAAAUACAGUGUAUGAGAAAAAAUUAUAUGAAUGAAGUUCCCAGCUCCCAUUUUUCUGUCUAAGGCCAGUCCUAAACCUAAAAUAAAUUGUGAGAUAAUAUUUCUCUCUAUGAAUUAUCUUGUAGUGACAAAUUUUCUCUUUUUGUAAAAUGACUGUGGACCUUAAUUAUUGAAUGUUUUAUAUGAAUGUCACUGACUUAUUUUAUGCUAUAUGUUAUCUUACUGUCUAUUAAUAAAUUUGAUAAUAAAAAGGUGCUUAAAGUCAA